Messenger RNA from Besnoitia besnoiti, 351 nucleotides. Its product is annotated as putative ribosomal protein S17. The record is from RefSeq and is a predicted model, not a curated record. The coding region runs from base 1 to 351 and encodes 116 amino acids. The transcript has 3 exons. Gene Ontology annotation, biological process: translation. Gene Ontology annotation, molecular function: structural constituent of ribosome. Lineage: Eukaryota; Apicomplexa; Conoidasida; Eucoccidiorida; Sarcocystidae. Gene Ontology annotation, cellular component: mitochondrion; ribosome.
AUGGCGCUCAGUCUCUCUGCUCCGCUGCUGCACUGGCACUACAAAACGUGGCAGCGCAACACCGCCGGAUAUCUUCGAACAUUCAUGCGAAACAAGCUUCCCAACAAUGAGAUGAUUGGAUACGUCAUCAACGACAAACAUCCGAAAUCCAUUCGGGUGGCAUGCGACAGGUUCAUGUACGUCAUGCGUUACAAAAAGACUUUCCGGUACACGAAGAAAGUGUGGGCUCACGACGAAGAGAGCGAGGCCAAGCUCGGUGACGUCGUCCGCAUCCAGCCGCUGGGAUACCGAAUAGGCCCAUGGAAAAAUUAUGUUCUUGUCCGCAUUCUUCAUAAGGAGCCGCGAGACUAG